This is a messenger RNA of Oryza brachyantha (malo sina), 1473 nucleotides long. Its product is annotated as probable E3 ubiquitin-protein ligase RHG1A. NCBI's taxonomy places the organism in Eukaryota, Viridiplantae, Streptophyta, Magnoliopsida, Poales, Poaceae. The coding region runs from base 138 to 1247 and encodes 369 amino acids. The transcript has 5 exons. Gene Ontology annotation, molecular function: ubiquitin protein ligase activity. The record is from RefSeq and is a predicted model, not a curated record.
CUCCCUCCUCUUCCUCUUCCUCUCUCCGACUCUGGAAUGGUCUCUCUCUCGGUCUCAGGCUCUUCUUGUUCUUGGCCUGCUUCUCGAUUUGAUUAGCAGCAGCCGGGAGAAGGAAAAGUUUCAGGUGAACAUCUAAGAUGGAUGACCACAUGGGAAGACGGACGGUUGGCGGCCUUCUCUUCACCAAAGGUGGUUCAAUUCUUCUCUUCAGAGAAGACAGUGCACGUCAUAAGGCCACCAAUUGCUGCACGCGACACGGUUGCAGCAGUAAGCAUUUGGCUGGCAAAGACAGGCAAACACACAGGACAGCAGCAGCAGCAGCAGCGAAGGAAGCAUCAGAAACCCCUCGGAAAUCACAACUAUUCAGAAAACCCAGCACAAGGACUCCUCAGAGAAGUACUGCUUCUGAGAGCAUCAGCAGGAAUGUUGCAAGCUCCUCUAGUGAAAAUGACAAUAUGCCAAGAGAAACACCUGGGCGUGAUUUAAUUGCUCGUCUCAAAGAGAGGGUCAAUGCAUCAAGAAAACGAUCACUGAACAGAGAAAACAGUCCAUCGUCACCAAAUGGAUUAAGUGCUACUUCCUCAAGUAGUAACCGCGCUAUCUCAAGACCAUUGCAUCGGGCGGCUUCUCGGAUAAGGAAAGCAGACGAAGGUGCAAAUACAGGGGCUGUAAAUGUACACAGAAAUAACAGUGGAGAUACCAGGAGGAAUCCAGAUAGUGAAGUUGAUGAUUUCUUGCUAGUUGAGCAGGCAGCAAGAGAGAGUACUGAAGGGUUCAUAUCUGGAUUCUUGGCAAGAUAUAGAAGUUCUCAUCAGGGAAGAUUUUCAUCUUUGGAGGACAGCAUAGAGGAUGCAAAUGGAUAUUGGCGCUUUGAUAUGGAAGGGACUGAAGAGCUUGAGAACUACUUCAUAUUCAAUGAUCGGCACAGAGGGAUGAGAAUGGACAUUGAUGGCAUGUCUUAUGAGGAAUUGCUAGCGCUGGGUGAGCGAAUCGGCACCGUAAGCACUGGCCUUUCAGAAGACACGUUGUCCAAGUGUCUAAACAGAAGCAUGUACAUGGCCACAGCUCCAGGAACUCAUGAAGAUUCUGACAGAAAAUGCAGCAUAUGCCAGGAGGAGUAUUCAGCUGGUGAGGAGGUAGGCAAGAUGGUAUGCAAACAUUACUACCACUUCUCCUGCAUACAGAACUGGCUCCGGCAGAAGAACUGGUGUCCCAUCUGUAAAUCCGUCGCCCUGAAUACCAACUAGAACUCUAGCAGUGUGCUCAAGUGUACAGAUUCUCCAUGAAUGUUCUAUCUAGACACAGUUUGUAUUCUUUUUUGCUACUCUUUUAGAUCGAAUCAUUCAUUCGCAUCCUCCAAACCUGUUGAAAUUAUUGGUCUCCUACAGUUCACAUUGUACAGUGAGAACAUGGAAAGGGAUCAGGAAAUAACUCCUGGAAAAAGUGAAGAAAAAAAAGAUUCCUCUUUCUGUC